AUGCCAUCGCAAAGUGCUAGUUCAAAUAAUCAAACUACUACAUCAUCUCUACCAGGAAUGAGUAUUAUUGGUAAUACAUCAAAGAAGAUAAAGGAUAAUUAUCAAGUUAUUUCUAAAAUCGGUGAAGGUAUAUCAGGAUCUGUUUUUAAAGCCAUUAAAAAAGAUACUGAAGAAUUGGUCGCUCUAAAAAACUUUAAGGGUUGGAGCGAAAACGAUAGAGCCUCAAAAGAAGAAUGCACAUUAUUACUUCAAUUAAAGCACAUUCCAUAUAUAACACCAAUUAUUGAUAUCUAUACAAACUACGAAACCAGCGAAUAUGUCAUCGUUUUCCCUUAUUUCGAACAUGAUUUAUCUGGUCUUUUAAGUGAACAUAGACUUUCAAUUCCUCAAGUUAAAUGUUAUUUCAAACAAUUAUUAGAAGGUAUAAAUGAAAUUCAUAAGAAUGGUGUUAUGCAUCGUGAUAUUAAAGCUGCAAAUUUACUUGUAAAUAAUAAAGGUUCAUUGUUUAUUGGUGAUUUAGGUACUGCUACAUCUUUUGUAAAAAGAUCAGUUUUCUCAAGUAAAGUUGUUACCUUAUGGUAUAGAGCACCAGAGUUAUUACUUGGUGCCACUCAAUAUGGUCCAGAAGUUGAUAUGUGGUCUAUUGGUUGCGUAUUAAUCGAAUUAGUAACUUCACGUAACUUUUUACCAGGUUCAUCAGAACAACAACAACUCGAAGCUAUUUGUAAAUUAUGUGGUACUCCAACCGAAGAUAUUUGGGAAAAUGUUUCACAUUUACCAAACUAUAAUCAAAUUUCACAUUUACCAGUUUACCCAAAUAGAUUAAAAACUGUAUUUAAAAACUUUACACAAGAUUUUAUUGAUUUAUUAGAAGGUUUAUUAACAUUAAAUCCAAAGAAAAGAUUAACAGCAGAACAAGCUUUACAAUCACCAUUUUUCACCAAUUCCCCAUUACCAUUUAAACCAGAAAAUAUGCCAGGCUACCAGCCAAUUCAUGUUUUAGAAGCUGUACAAAAAAGAAUGCAACAACAAGAAGUUGAAGCCAAGAAACAAGAAGAAUUAAAGAAACAACAAGAAGAGCAAAAGAAACAAGAAGACUUAAAAAGACAAGAAGAACAAAAGAAACAAGAAGAGUUAAAAAGACAAAGACUAAAGAAACAAAAAGAAGAACAAAGACAAAAAGAACUUUUAAGAAAACAACAAGAAGAAGAAAUGAAAAUAAAAUUAGAAAAUGAAAAAAUUAGACAAGAACAAGAAAAAAUAAAACAACAACAACUUGAACAAGAAAGAAUAAAACAAGAGCAAUUACAAAAAGAACAACAAUUAAAAGAACAACAACAACAAUUAAACAACAGAAAUUAUUUAAAAAGAUCUUUGGAUUUGGUUCAUGAUAUUAGAAACUAUUGCACUAGUGAAACCGAAAGUGAAUAUGAAAGUGAAGAAGAAGAAGAUCAAGAAGAUGAAUUUUACACUGAAGAAGAGGUCGAAGACUUUUCAAGCGAUGAAGAUGAAGAUUAUUAUACCCAUACCAGUCUUUACACUCCAAUUAAAGCCAUGAUCCAACAACACAACCAACAACAACAACAACAAGAUUCAGUCUCUUUAAAUCCAUUCCUUCAACCACCAAAGAAACAAAGAACCACUUCAUCAUCUAGUUUCAAUAAUUUAUCAGCCCCACUCAUCAUUCACUAA
Dictyostelium purpureum is the source of this 1692-nucleotide messenger RNA. RefSeq lists its product as uncharacterized. The record is from RefSeq and is a predicted model, not a curated record. The transcript is spliced from 4 exons. Gene Ontology annotation, molecular function: cyclin-dependent protein serine/threonine kinase activity; cyclin binding; ATP binding. Bases 1 to 1692 code for a protein of 563 amino acids. Gene Ontology annotation, biological process: positive regulation of transcription elongation by RNA polymerase II; protein phosphorylation; transcription elongation by RNA polymerase II. NCBI's taxonomy places the organism in Eukaryota, Evosea, Eumycetozoa, Dictyosteliales, Dictyosteliaceae. Gene Ontology annotation, cellular component: cyclin/CDK positive transcription elongation factor complex; nucleus.